Messenger RNA from Penicillium atrosanguineum, 450 nucleotides. RefSeq lists its product as uncharacterized. NCBI's taxonomy places the organism in Eukaryota, Fungi, Ascomycota, Eurotiomycetes, Eurotiales, Aspergillaceae. The transcript has a single exon. The record is from RefSeq and is a predicted model, not a curated record. The coding region runs from base 1 to 450 and encodes 149 amino acids.
AUGCCAUACUUCAAGAGCCUUCUGCUUAUAGCCCUCUCCCUCGCGGCCACCACAAUGGCAGCCUCUUGCCCCCAGAGCUGGAGCGAAUGGGACGGCCAAUGCUGCUAUGGUAGUUUGGCGGCUUUGGGCCCCACCAAAUAUUGCUGCGUUCAGGGCACGAACUCCAAUUUGAAAGUCAGAAAUGUUUUACCAAGGAGGAUGACAAGCGGGGGUAAUUCCGAUGGUUGCUUCACCCAGAUUCCUUUCACCGCGAGCGAUUAUUCAGAACAGGUCUCUUCGGCAUCAUCGCAGCUUGCAGCAGGUGCUACCACAACUCCUGCUACCAACGAGGCGACUCCUACAAGCUCGGGUUCUGCAGCUGCCACCACCAAUGCAGCCAUGCCGAUUGCCAUAGCUCAAGAAAUAGUCCUGGGCGGUGCCGCAGUCAUUGCCGGUCUUUUCGUGCUGUGA